Molecule: messenger RNA, 1340 nt
Organism: Amphimedon queenslandica
Lineage: Eukaryota; Metazoa; Porifera; Demospongiae; Haplosclerida; Niphatidae
Product: RING finger protein nhl-1-like
Exons: 3
Coding region: 201-1340 (379 amino acids)
Molecular function (GO): zinc ion binding; protein binding
Source: RefSeq, a predicted model, not a curated record
AAUCCCCUAUAGUCUUUCUCUCCUCCUCCUUUUCAUUGGUCUUGUUUUUCUCAUCAGUAUAACUCGCUGCCUCCUAUUCCUCUCCUCUUGUUUCCUGUCUAUUCUACUCUGUUUUUGUUUGGACUUCUUCAUUUUUUAUCAUUUUUCUUUGCUUUAUCUCAUUUACAUCUUUUGCAUACAUAAUUUUACUCUAUUUUCAAAUGGAAGACCAACUACCGUCAUCAUCUCCUGGUCUCCUCAAACUGGAGGAACAGCUCACCUGUCCUGUGUGUCUCACCCACUAUACUAACCCUAAGAUCCUACCCUGCCAUCACUCAUUCUGUCAGCACUGUCUGGAGCGAUUACCACUGGAUAAGAAGAGUGAGACCUAUUACCUCUCUUGUCCCACUUGUCGUCAUCAUACAGAGGUACCAAAAGAAGGAGCAGGAGCCUUUCCUGUAGCAUUUCACCUUAACAACCUCAAAGAGAUGCAAAGUCUAAUGAAAAAGACAGCAGAUUUAUCAAAUCCUCAAGAGGCAACAUGUAGUGAUCAUGGAAAAUCUUUGGAGCUAUUCUGUGAAACAUGUAAUACAGUAAUCUGUGUUAACUGCUCAAUUCGUAAUCACAAAGGCCAUCAAUAUGACCUAAUUGCUGAAAGAUUUACCAAACACUGUCAAAACUUAAGAGAUUGUCUAUCACCAAUUGAGGGAAAGAAGGAAAAACUUCAGAAUAUCCUGUGCGCUCUAACAGAGAGAGAGGGUGAGAUCAGAGAGAGAGGAGAAGGAGUCUUAGAAGAAAUACAUGAAAAUAUCAAAUCACUUCAUCACAUUGGAGACAUUGUGACCUAUUCAUCUACGGCACUACAGCAGUGUAAAGUGAAGAAAGUUGGUUGCUUUGAACACCUUCCAAAAGAAAAAAAAGUUUCAUUUUCACUAUCAAUAGAGGGACCAGAUUCAUCUCUUUUCUAUGGAUCAGCUAAUGGACAGUUUAAAUCACCACGCAACAUUGCUAUUGACAGUCAAGGAUUAGUGUAUGUUACGGACAUGCAUACUGAUCACAUUCAGAAGUUCUCUCCAGAUGGAAAGUUUGUGGGUCAGUUUGGAAAUAAAAGGUUUGGUCUUGGGCAGCUUAAAGAGCCGAGAGGUAUAACAAUAGGCACUGGUGCUAGAGAUUUAGUGUAUGUUAGUGAAGAAGAGGAUAAUCGUAUCUCAGUUUUCACUAGUGAUGGCGUGUUUGUUAAUAGGUUUGGAAGUAAAGGCAGAAAUAUUGAACAAUUUAAUCAUCCAGAUGGAUUAACAUUUGAUAAAAAUGGAUUCUUGUAUGUUUGUGAUUAUAGUAAUAACCGACUUGUUAUCUAUUAA